Adineta ricciae is the source of this 1665-nucleotide messenger RNA. The record is from the annotation of a GenBank genome assembly. NCBI's taxonomy places the organism in Eukaryota, Metazoa, Rotifera, Eurotatoria, Adinetida, Adinetidae.
AUGAUGAAGGGAACGAAACGACCAUCGACUUCUCCUAAUGAUGAUCGAGAAAAGAAGAAGAAGAAGAAACUACAAAUUCGAUUGAACGAAAGAACUUCGUUGACUUGUAUCGAACACUUUUCCAACGAGUUAUUCUAUGAAAUCUUCGAUUAUCUCGAUGGCAUCGAUAUCUACAAUACUUUCACCGAUCUCAAUUAUUGUUUUCAUCAAAUCCUCACUUCUCCAUCUCUUCUACUCAAAAUCAAACUCAACGAUUGGGAAUCAAAUAAAAGAUUUCCAAUCAAAUACAAACAUUUUCUACAGAUGAACAAACAUCAAAUCUUUUCUCUUAGUUUAUCGAAAUCAACAAGUCAUGGAAUUCAAUUAAAUCUUCUCAUCUCACUUCUUCUCAAAUUGACUCGUUUACCUUGUCUCUUCUCCUUGACUAUCAAUGGACUCAACACAUUUCACAAUCUCACCAAUAUCUAUCGAUUAAUCUAUGCAUUACCGAAAUUGAAAUACAACAAAUUUUGUUAUCAUGGUGAUCAUAGUUUCACUUCAUUAUCAAAAGCCAAAGAAAAACACUUCAGUCCACUCGAAUAUCUUAUUCUCGAUCAUCCUUGUACUUUUCAAGAACUUUUCUCAUUGAUUUCUUAUACUCCACAUCUUCAUCGCUUAACAUUUCUACACAAAUGGUUUAUACACGAUGAAAAUUUCAAUCAAAUCUCAUCGAUUGAUCUUCCAUAUUUAUCUCAUCUCACUGUCAAUUCUUAUUAUGGAACAUUUGAUGAUCUUCAAAUAUUUAUUAGCAAAAUUCACUGUAAAUUAACCAUUUUCAAUCUUUUUAUAGUAUCUCCUGACAUCACUUUCCUCUCGGGUGAUCGAUGGGAACGAUUUCUCAUUCAAUAUUUACCUCAUUUAGUGGAAUUUUCUUUCAAAUAUUCUUUAUCUUUUGCUGAGAUUCAGGAAAAUGUUGACUUCGAUCGAAAUAUGCAAAAUCAGUUUCAUUCUUCAUUUUGGAUUCAACAAAAUUGGAUUCUCGAUGUUGAAAUUGACUUCAAUGCCAUUGUUUAUUCAAUCAAACCAUUUUGGAAACAUUUCAAUAGAAAUUUACAAUGGUUUUCUCAACAACAAGACUAUUCAAUGGAAUUAUCAAAUAAACUUUCGAAAUCAACACGAUUAGUCAUUAUUUAUGAAUUAUUUAAUGACAAUAUGGAUGAUUUACUUUCAUAUAUUGAUCAUAACGGUGGUUUAUUUCUUUUGACUGUUGGUGGUGGAGGCGGUCCCAUAGAUCAAACUCUUGGUGUAGGUAUACAUAGAAUGGUACAAGCUGCUGUAUUUCCAAUCGGUCUUAUAAUGAUUGUUACUACUGGUGCCGAUUUAUUUACUGGUAAUACAAUGUCUUUAAUUAUAUCAACAUUAGAUCGAAAAACAACAUUAAUUAAUCUUAUUGUAUCUUGGAUAGUUUCUUACUUCGGAAAUCUUGUUGGUUGUCUAUUUUUUCAAUAUAUAUUUGUUUAUUAUGCAGGUCUUCUUUCAAAUGAACCAUAUCGUUCAUUUACAAUGAAAGUAGCUGAAUCAAAAAGUACCAUUGAAUGGCAUCAAAUACUUUUGCGAGGUAUUGCUGGCAAUUGGCUCGUAUGUCUUGCAUUAUGGAUGGGUACAAGUGCACGUGAAUUAAGUUAA